This is a messenger RNA of Neofelis nebulosa (Clouded leopard), 3161 nucleotides long. RefSeq names its product clarin 3 (gene CLRN3). The coding region runs from base 172 to 861 and encodes 229 amino acids. The transcript has 3 exons. NCBI's taxonomy places the organism in Eukaryota, Metazoa, Chordata, Mammalia, Carnivora, Felidae. The record is from RefSeq and is a predicted model, not a curated record.
AUGUUCAUAGUCCAAUGGUCCUUGGUAUAUUCCUUCCUAUGAAGAGCAAGCUUUCAUAUUUUAUAAGAAGCAUUCGACUCCAUUUCUAAAUACUGGACUCCAAGUGGGUCCAAAAAUAUCAAAAGACCUUUGAUAUUUUUUUAACCUUAGGACCCCUACUUUCCGGAGAAGAUGCCUACGAAGAAGAAAACACUGAUGUUUUUAUCCAGCUUCUUUACAAGCUUCGGGUCAUUCAUCGUAGUCUGCUCCAUGCUCGGGACUCAAGAAUGGGUCAGCAGUCAAAUUGCCAUCAGUGACUCGUCUUCAAACGGUAGUCUUGUUAUCACCUAUGGACUUUUUCAAGGCAAGAGUCACCAAGAAUUCAGUCAUGGACUUGAGGAAUCACAAAAAGGCUUUGAAGUUCUAGAGAAGUUGAACAAUUCUUCCCGAAGAACGCUGCACCUGGUGGCCGUCCUGCUGCUGGUGCUCAGCCUGUGCACGUCGCUGCUGAGUUCCGGGUUCACCUUGUACAACAGCAUCAGCAACCCCUACCAGACGUUCCUGGGGCCCAUGGGCGUGUACACCUGGAGCGGCCUUGCUGCGUUGUUCGUUUUCCUGACCAUGAUACUCUUCGUGGCCAACACACAAUCCAAUCAUCUCUCGGAAGAGCUGGCCCAGAUGCUGUACCCGCUGUAUCCAACAACCACCUACAGAGGAACGACCCACAGCUACGGUUACUCGUUUUGGCUCACGCUCCUCGUCAUUCUUCUAAGUGUUGUCACCGUGGUCAUCAUCGUUUUCUACCAGAAGGCCAGGCACCAGCGGAAACAGGAGCAGAGAAAGCCAAUGGAAUACGCUCCCAGAGAUGGAAUUUUAUUCUGAACUCUAUGUUACGUUGUCUCGUCAUUAUGUCUAGUCUGUUGUACGUCAGCCCCCGAGAGGUUACUGGCUAGCUUGUCUGGACAAUCCGCAUGGUUAAGGGCAGCCCUGGUUGGCUGUCACUUUGUGAUGGUUUUGUAUCUCGUGACGCUCCUUAAAUGAUGUACCCUUGACCAGGUUUCUUCCCUCUAGGGUGGGGAAGAGGAAAGGGAAAUGUCUGCAGGCCAUGCAGCGUUCAAAGCAGUAGAAUGAUUCCAAGACCAUGGAUCCUUCCAGCCCGGUCUCACUCCCUAAGAUAAUAAAGGUUUGUGGUACACACCUUUACUUUAAGUAGUUCAAAGCACCUUAGCACCUAGGAUCUCCUCCUCAGGAGGGACCAGGUAUUUUUUAUUCCACUGUCUGAACAAAGACUUUCAGGUACAGAGGGAUUCAGAACUCAUCUUUCCAGGACCAGGUGUUGGAGGCAAAAGGUGGGUGAGACUUUGGGGUAAAUUCCCUGGUCCCCGGGACCCCUAGUUGCUGACAUAAUUCAAAACCAGUGGCGGGUAGGAGUAUUGAUAUAUGACCUGCAAACCCAUUUUUGAGGUGGCAGGGUGCAGUUUUUAUAUGGAAAAGACUAGGAAGUGAGAGGAUUAAGAAAGACAAAAAUUAUAGCCCUGCAGCCUUCACACUAGGGAAGCUAAAUGUAUUUUUGGUUUAGAAGGAUUGUGGUGAAUUAGUCAAAACGAAAAUGUCACAUUGCAACAAGUUCUGGUAACCGACCCUUUGCCGUUGACACAGUCUGGUUGCCUGGAUGGGAGUGUGUCAGCCCCAGCAGAAUCCGGCCCAGCCAGAGGCCAAUAAAUGGCUUAGAGCACCGUGGCCUGCCGGCAUUCCCCGAGUCGAGGCCAGGGCAGACGCGGAACACAGAUGCUGGUUUGCCCUCUAGAACAGGUGGAUAGAAUCGAUUCACAGUCUCAUGAGAACACAACAGGCAACUAGGAAAUUUUUGGAGAGCUCCCAAAUGGAUUAGACCUACUUUGCCAGUACGAUAUUCUUCCAGAACAUCCCUUUGAGGAUCUUUUGAGCUUGAAUAUCCCACUAGUCAGUCAGAGUGAACACGGACAGGAUUCGAAAUAAUAACUCUGUCAUGUCUUGAUGUAACCAAAGCCAAACAGAGCAGAAGUCUCUCGGUGUAGUUUACAAAAUGUCGUGUCUUUGGACGGAAAGGUAUAUCCUUUAUGAAGCUAUUAGGGAUUCUUGACCUUCUUGUCUACUGUUUUUUCACAAUCUGUCUUAGAAAUAAUAUUUUUUCAUUCAAGAAACAUGAAUUGAAUACCUGUGAUGUGAUCAGUCCUGUGCCAACCGGGAUACCUGCCCCCCACGGAGCUUACUGUUGAGAAGUCAAGACAGACAUUGCAAAAGCAGGUGUUACAUUCCACUUAAAACAGGUACUUAGUCACAAAACUGUGCUCAUUCUCUGAAAAGUCAGUUCUCUAUAACCACCCACCCCAAAGUCAAGGUUACUCCAAUAAAUUAACUUGUGCAACUUUGAGCGCAUUAAAAAUAUGAUUCUCAACAGUGAAAAUGUUCUAAAUUCUUUGAAGCUAAAAACAUUUAUGCUCUUUGAAGGUUUAAUUUUAUACCAGAGUGUGAUAAUGCAGGCAAGUCAUGGAAGAGAAAACAGAUAAGGGUAACAAAUCCAUGCAAAUGGAUUGCUAACUAGGCAGGCACCCCCACCAUGUCUUGGUGCAAAGGACAUUAUAGGAUAUAAAGACUGCAUUUAUUCAUCUCAACGUUUGAGCAGAGCCUGGUUUCGUUAGGGGACAAAGUAUCUCAAUCCUUAAAUCACAGAUGACCUAUGAGGAACCAUUCAAAACAGGAAUCUAGUACAGGGAACUAGCUUGCACAAUUCUGGAGAUAAAGAGCAUGGCUCUCCCACUAUGUCUGAGGUAGAAGGUAAUGAAACUGUGUGUGUGUUCUUUAGAAAUCUUCUUAAGGAAGAACAGAGUUUGCAGACCACUCUUGGACAUAGACGUAAUUCGCUGUUCAAAAAUCACUUAACAUUGGGACGCCUGGGUGGCUCAGUCGGUUGAGCGUCCAACUUCGGCUCAGGUCAUGAUCUCACGGUCUGUGAGUUCGAGCCCCACGUCAGGCUCUGUGCUGACAGCUCAGAGCUUGGAGCCUGCUUUGGAUUCUGUGUCUCCCUCUCUCUCUGACCCUCCCCCGUUCUGCUCUGUCUCUCUCUGUCUCAAAAAUAAAUAAACAUUAAAAAAAAUAAAAUUAAAUUAAAAAAAAUACAAUAAAAUCACUUAACAAAUGUG